This is a messenger RNA of Penicillium taxi, 1728 nucleotides long. RefSeq names its product alpha-keto acid decarboxylase family protein. The transcript has a single exon. NCBI's taxonomy places the organism in Eukaryota, Fungi, Ascomycota, Eurotiomycetes, Eurotiales, Aspergillaceae. The record is from RefSeq and is a predicted model, not a curated record. Gene Ontology annotation, molecular function: carboxy-lyase activity; magnesium ion binding; thiamine pyrophosphate binding. Bases 1 to 1728 code for a protein of 575 amino acids.
AUGGCCGAUACAAUCAAGUUAGCCGACUACCUACUCACCCGCCUCCAACAACUCGGCGUCCAAUCCAUCUUCGGCGUCCCAGGAGAUUACAAUCUCCGUCUACUAGACUACAUCGUCCCAGCCGGUCUACACUGGGUAGGAAACUGCAACGAGUUGAACGCAGCCUACGCAGCAGAUGGCUACUCCCGUAUAAAUGGCCUAUCAGCUAUCAUAACCACUUUCGGCGUCGGCGAGCUCUCAGCUGCGAAUGGUAUUGCUGGCGCUUAUGCCGAGAGGUCUCCCGUUGUUCAUAUUGUCGGUACCCCGCCGCGGCUGCAGCAGAGUUCGCGCGCAUUGAUGCAUCAUACCUUUUCUGAUGGUGAGUAUGGGCGCUUCGCGGCUAUGUCUACGCAUAUUACUGCUGCGCAGACUAAACUUGUUGAUGCGACUACGGCACCUGAAAGGAUCGAUUGGAUUCUGCUACAGGCGCUCGUUCAUAGCCGGCCUGUUUACAUCGAGUUGCCGGAUGAUAUGCCAGGUGUUCUUGUCUCUGCUGCGAGUCUCAAUUCGCCUAUCCGUGUACCUGAAGUACCUAGUCCUAUUCAUGAGCCUCAGGUUGUAAACCGCAUUCUAGAGCGAGUGUACAGCGCAAAACGUCCACUCAUCUACGUGGACGGUGAGAGCAAAGCUCUCGGAAUAAUCGAGCAGAUUGAAAGCCUUAUUGAUAAAACAAGCUGGCCAACUUGGACGACCAUUUUCGGCAAGGGCCUCAUCAACGAGGAUACUCCGAAUGUAUACGGGCUGUAUUCGGCUGCAUUUGGAGACAAGCCCGCUCAGGAAUAUUUUGAAUCUGCAGAUUUAGUCUUGACAUUUGGUCCACACUACAGCGACACGAAUAGUUUCUUCUUCACCGCCGUCCCCAAGAACGCUGCAGCUAUCACUUUCAAGGAUAGUACUGUCCAGAUCGAAGACGAGGUCUACCGCGAUCUAUCACCGAAAACUGUCCUGACAAAGGUCCUGACAGCCCUCGACUCUUCCCGCACAGUCGAAGCUAUCGGGCCCGAAAAAGCAGUAGUUUCAAUAAGCGAUAUCAAGAGCAGCGAUCCAAUCGCCCAGAACAACUUCUUCCGCCUGGUGAACCCGUUAUUCCGCGAAGGCGAUAUCAUCCUCACAGAAACAGGUACAGCAGCCUACGGCGGCCGAGGUUUCAAACUCCCACCAAAAACCCAACUCUUUGGCGCCGUAACCUGGCUUUCGAUAGGCUUCAUGCUACCAGCAACUCUAGGCGCAGCUCUCGCGCGACGAGAACAAAACAAGACUACCGGCGCAACUGGUCGUACAGUGUUGAUAAUCGGAGAUGGGAGCUUGCAGAUGACCGCGCAGGAAAUUAGCGUGAUGGUUAAGGAGAAGCUGGAUAUUCUUAUUAUUAUUAUCAAUAAUGAGGGCUAUACUAUCGAGCGAGUCAUUCAUGGUCGCAAACAGGCGUAUAACGAUGUCCCCUUUUGGCGGCACUUGCAGGCUUUGAGUUAUUUUGGGGCUGAUGAGGAUCAUGCUGCUAAGAGUACUUUCUCGGCCAAGACUUGUGGUGAACUGCAGAAGAUCUUGGAAGAUGAGCAUGUGCAUAGUGGGCGUGGAGUGCGGAUGGUUGAGGUUUCUAUGGGACGAGAGGAUGUUCAGGGGGUUUUGGAGUGGGUUUUGAACAAGCAGCUGGAUGAAGAAAGGAUUGCCGAGAAAAGAGAAACAUUAUAA